AUGCAAUCAGAAGACAACGUUCCUCCCAUCUCACUCUCGGCUCAAAAAGAAGAGGAAAAGCCUUCAAACUCAGCAGCUGCUGAAUCUUCUUCUGACAAUGGAGGCCAUACUCACGGAUGGAAUGCAGAGAAUGUAUCCUUCUUGGUGUUGGUGGGUGUUUUUCAAGUCGUUAUGGUCGUUCUGUUCUGGGUAUUUUUCGAUUAUGAGCACUCGGUAACGAAUUCAGAUGAAACCUCACUCAAUCUCGCUAAUGAAGAAGCACACAAAGAUGUGGUUCAUUACUACAAACCCAUGCUCGAUGUCGGUAUCAUGGUGUUUGUUGGUUUUGGUUUCCUAAUGACUUUUUUGAAGAGAUAUGGCUAUAUGGCCUUCGGAAUGAAUUUCUUUAUUUCAGCUCUCAUUUUCCAAUGGGGAGUUUUGAACCAGGCCUUUUGGCGAGGCGUUUAUAAGGGAUUUCCAGUUACUGGAGAUCAAGUAAAUUGGCCAAAUCCAAGAUGGAUGGUGCAUUUUGAACUCCAGGACUUGGUAGAAGGCCAUUUCGCUGCUGCUUCUUUCCUUGUUUCAUUUGGUGUUUUGAUUGGCAAGACUACCCCUCUUCAAAUUACUAUUGCUGGAAUAAUUCACACUCUUUUCUAUUCUUUGAAUUUUUAUAUUGGUACUUGGGUGUUGAAGGCAAGCGAUAUUGGAGGAUCAAUGUUUAUUCACUUGUUUGGAGCUGUUUAUGGAUUGAUGGCUUCUUAUGUGUUGUGGAAUAAGAAGGCAAUUGCUGGACAUCCAGCCCAAUCAUCUCGUUACACUUCUGAUCUUUUCUCAUUGAUUGGUACCAUCUUCCUUUUCCUUUGUUGGCCAUCAUUUAAUGCUGCUGUAACCCCAACUGGUACAACUCAAUACAGAGCCUUCAUUAAUACCAUCAUGUCCUUGAUGGGAUCAACUGUGGCCUCGUUCUUCUGCAGUAGAUUGGUAAGAAAAGGAGUUUUUGCGAUGGAAGACAUUCAAAACGGUACUUUGGCUGGAGGAGUAGCUGUUGGUGCAGUAGCUGAUAUGGUUAUUUUACCAGGAGGCGCUUUAACUAUUGGUAUUAUUGCAGGAUUUAUUAGCGUUUUUGGAUUCAAGUUCUUUACUCCAAAUUUGAGAAGAUAUCUCAAAUUGCACGACACCUGUGGAGUUUUGAACUUGCAUUGCAUUCCAGGAUUUAUUGGAGGGGUUGGCUCAAUCAUUGCUGCAGGUGUUGCAGCUGGACAAAGAGUCAAUUACGGAGUUCUCUAUGAUAAAAUGUUUGGAAACGGAACUCAUCAAUGGGGAUAUCAAUUUGCCACAUUGGCCAUUACCAUUGGAAUUGCACUUGUCUCUGGUUUAUUGGCUGGGUUGAUCAUUAGAUGGUUGUUCCCAGAGAAAUCUGUCUUCUAUGACGAACCUUACUGGGAGGUUGCAGAUGAAUCAUUAUUGGUUGAUGAAGAACCACCUAAGGAAGCUAAGGAAGAAGAGAAGAACAUUGAGCUCAGGGCUGUCAACGUUUAA
Molecule: messenger RNA, 1518 nt
Organism: Naegleria fowleri
Lineage: Eukaryota; Heterolobosea; Eutetramitea; Acrasida; Naegleriidae
Exons: 7
Coding region: 1-1518 (505 amino acids)
Biological process (GO): ammonium transmembrane transport; ammonium homeostasis
Cellular component (GO): plasma membrane
Molecular function (GO): ammonium channel activity
Source: RefSeq, a predicted model, not a curated record